AUGUUGUUUGUAGCUGGUGUUUUGAAAGAUCUAUUAACAAAGAAUACUGAAAAUGCUGGACAACAUAGUAAUUUAAGAAAACAUUAUUUUUUUAAAAACCCACAAAAUACCUUUAAUCAUAUAAAUUUUUUUGAAAAUUUAAGUAAUAAUAAAUCUUUUAUAAAUAAUAUUACAAUAGUUAAUGGAAAAAAUGGUGAUCAAUUUACAAUUUAUAAAAAUAAAGUGAUAAGAAAUAAUAAAGAAGAGGAAGAAUUUAAAAAUGAUAAAGAAGAUGAUGAAUAUAAAGAUGAUUGUGAAUCAAAAGGAACAGGAAGUUUUAUUGAUGAUAAUAUUUGGGAUGAAAUGAAACUAAAUAUCUCAUCUGUUUCUUCAAAUUAUUCCACCACCAAAUCAUAUUUAUAUAAAUGGCAACCUAGAUUUCUUGAAAAAUCAUUGUCAUCAUCAUCUUUAGAAAAAACAUCUUCAAAUAUUAAUUUAGAAAAUUGUCGAAAUAAAAUAAAAAAACAAAAAAUAUGUAAAAUAAAUUAUGAUGAGAUAGAAAAUAUAUGUGAAAAAGAUUUAGAUUAUAUAUCAACAACCCAAAAUCAUUCAAUAAAAAUAAGUAAAGAUGUUUUAGAAAAAUUAAUUUCCAAAUAUAAUUUAAUAUGUGGAGAUAAUUUUAAAAUUGAAGAUGAAUAUAUAGAUGAUACUUAUAAUGAUGAAGGUUGUUUUACACAUUUACAAUUUCAUAUUUUAUAA
Molecule: messenger RNA, 738 nt
Organism: Strongyloides ratti
Lineage: Eukaryota; Metazoa; Nematoda; Chromadorea; Rhabditida; Strongyloididae
Exons: 2
Coding region: 1-738 (245 amino acids)
Source: RefSeq, a predicted model, not a curated record